Messenger RNA from Priapulus caudatus, 1432 nucleotides. RefSeq names its product integral membrane protein GPR180-like. The coding region runs from base 143 to 1432 and encodes 429 amino acids. The record is from RefSeq and is a predicted model, not a curated record. The transcript has 9 exons. Gene Ontology annotation, biological process: response to pheromone; G protein-coupled receptor signaling pathway. Lineage: Eukaryota; Metazoa; Priapulida; Priapulimorpha; Priapulimorphida; Priapulidae.
CAUGUCUGCGCCCGCACAAGUUUAUAUUUUUGUGUGCAAAUCUUGAUAAUCGUUCUUGUCUCUUGAUAAAACUGUUAAAGUUAGACAGCAAUGACUGGAUUCCAGUUCUUACAUGUUAUGUUUUAAGAUAUGAAGCGGGAACAUGGUUUUCAUAUCCAGAGUUCUUAUUCUUUUUAUUGUUAAUGUUUGUAUAUCAGAAACCGUGUCAAAAACUAUUCGCUUCACAACUAAUUCAGCCCAGGCUAGGAAAGCACGUGGUUUGCACGUGGCAUCGUUCACAUUUCAUGGUAAUGGUGGUGAGGUUAGGUAUCUAGUAAACGGAACAGGACAUGUUCCUGCAAGGUUCUUUAUUUAUGAUGCCCCUCGAUGGAAAGAGGCCCAAAGUUUGUCACAUGUAAAUUGCACAGCCAAGAUACAUCUAGCAAAUUUUCACCAUCGAGUCAGCGCCAGUAGCAGAGUGCAGGUAAUGCCGCCGGGAGGCGCACCGAUGACCUGGCACGUGGUUUACGCGGACAUCUACACCUGCACGAUGACGGUGAUGCUGACGCCGAAUUACAUGGAGUAUACGCUGCUACUCAUGAACCCGGACGUCGUCGGAAAUGCCACCAACCACUUCAGCGUCGAACAGAGGGGGCUGCUUACAUUCUAUGGCAUCCUAGUAUUGUUAACGUUCAUCCUCAUGUGUAUCUACGCACCACAAGUCUAUGAGGCAGUGAUAAGGGGAACACCAAUGCAUGCAGUCUUCCAAGCACUAUCCAUCUGUGUGUUGGGCACAUGCCUAUCAGCAUUCUUCAUGGCAACUCAUCUUACAAGAUUUGCUUCAAACGGAGAAGGCCUUCCCUCCAUCGAAACAUUCUCUUUACUUUGCGACAUGGUUUCACAAGCGGUGAUGGGCUACGUGAUGUUAUACAUCUCCCUCGGAUGGAUGCUGGCAGGCACGUGGCCACACAUUAGCCAGGCGACGCUCAUCCCACCCUUCAGGGCAUUCACGGGUCUGCUAAUCGUGCAGAUGUUGUUGUUUGCGUGGACCCAGCUACUGAGCGGAAAGUACACUGGAUACCUCGGUUACCGCAGUGACGCAGGACUUUUACAAGUGAUAUUGAACCUGGGUAUGGCUUCUGUGCUCGUGGCAAACGUCAAUAACCUAUUGAGCAGAGAAAGAAGCGUGUUGAAGAAGGACUUCUAUAGGAGUUUUACUAAGGUCUGUUUGAUGUGGUUUUUGAGCUACCCAAUUUUGUGGGCGCUUUCCUGUUUGGUCUCCCCUCACCUGUGGCUAAGGGUCAUCCUCUUUGGAGAGACAAUAUUCAAAGUGACUGCUGUGGUGCUCCUCUUCAAGCUGGUAGAGUCUCGCAGCCUGUACUGGGAGGUGUCAUCUCUAUGGCUUCCUACUCCUCCAUCUAAAUCGUGGAAUUUCGAUGAAAGCCACUCUUGA